AUACGCGGUUCAAAUGCGAACGAGACCAUUCAUCCGGGUCUUUCGCCUUGUCUUUGCUAGCACAACAUAAGGAAUAUGGCGGAGGCCUCACUGGGCAGCUCAAGCAGUCCACCUGGAGAAGGAGCCGGUGGCGCAGGUGGAGCUGCUGCUAGUGGUAAUGUUGGAGGUGGUGGUAGUGGUGGUGGUGCAGGAUCAGAUGACCAAGACUUCGACCCGACCGCCGAGAUGCUCAUCCACGACUACGACGACGAGCGCACCCUGGAGGAAGAGGAGAUGCUGGAGGGGGAGACCAACUUCACCGCAGAGAUAGACGACCUCGCCAGGGAGGGUGAGAUGCCUAUUGAAGAGCUCCUGAGCAUAUAUGGCUAUGGUGGCCAAGCUGGGCAGGAGGAUGAGGAGGAAGAGGAGGAGGAGGACGAUGGGGAAAUGGAGGACGAAGAGUCCAUGGAGGAGACAGAAAGUGAUGCCAGAAAAAAGUCCAAGGAUGAGCCGGUGAAAGACCCCUUUGGGCCGGAGGAGGAUGGCCAGUCAUCAGGUGAAGAGAGGCCUUCACGGAGACGCACGGCAGAACUUAUGCGACCAAGACCAAGCAAUUACUUUGAAGGCAACGAUGGUGAAGAUGAGUCUGAUGAAGAUGAGGACUACAUUCCUUCAGAGGACUGGAAGAAGGAUAUCAUGGUUGGAUCCAUGUACCAGGCGGACACGCCAGCAGGACUCUGCAAAUACAAAGAAAACGAAAAAGUGUAUGAGAAUGAUGAUCAGCUGUUGUGGAACCCAGAGGAGAUUCCUGAGAAUGAAGUGGUGGAGUUUCUGUCUGAGGCUUCCAAGCGCACAGGACUGGAGACUGGAGUGGAUGCAAUCCCAGAGGGCUGCCAUAUCAAAGAUAACGAGCAAGCUCUUUAUGAGUUAGUGAAGUGUAACUUUAACAGAGAGGAGGCCUUAAGAAGACUGAGAUUCAAUGUGAAAGUGGCUCGAGAGGAAAUUUCAGUAUGGACGGAGGAUGAAUGUCGAGGUUUUGAGCAGGGACUCAAAGUAUAUGGAAAGGAUUUUCAUUCAAUACAGGCCAGCAAGGUGAGAACUAGAUCAGUAGGAGAAUGUGUGGCCUUUUAUUACAUGUGGAAGAAGUCUGAGCGUUAUGAUUUCUUUGCACAGCAAACCAGGCUUGGGAAAAGGAAAUACAGCCUUCACCCCGGCAUCACAGAUUAUAUGGAUCGUCUGCUGGAUGAGACUGAGAGUGCUCCGUCCAGUCAUGCCCCCUCUCCUCCCCCCACCACCUCCAACAGCAGCACCAGCCAAUCAGAGAAGGAGGACACCAGCACUCAUAACGGUGUAGGUAGCCACCCUGCUGUAGAAACCAUCUCCACUUCAGAUGAUGCUAGUCACACUGGCGCAGAAACCACUUCAAAUGAUGCCACCCACAUCACUGCAGAAACCAUCUCUGAUUCAAACGCUGGUAGUCACGCUGUUGCAGAAACCAUCUCCACCUCAAAGGAUGGUUGUCACACAUCUGUUGAAACCAUCUCCAGUUCAGAUGACGUAGCACAGGCCAAUGGGGUGAGCACCUCUUCCCAUGAGCCCCUGGGCCUGGCCACAACUGACCAGGAAAUGCAGAACCACACCAGCCCCGAUAACAGCAGCCAUAUGUCACAUGUCGUCGACAUAGCUCCCACCAAAGACGAGGAGGAAGAGGAGGAGAAAGAGAAUGAGAAGGAGGAAGUCAAGGAGGAGAGGGCCAAGGAAGUGUUUGAGGGGCCUUUGAAAGAAGUGCCAGCCGCUGCCCUCUGACCCUUCUGUUCAGGAUUGGACUAAUAAAAUAGCAAGGCCGAGGCCGUCUGCAACAAACUGUAGUCUAAAGCACCAGAGAAGCCGUGGAGCUGGCUCUCGCUGUGCUAUCCCAAAGCUUUUCAUAUCAAACCCUCAACCAGCAGCACAAGUCCUGUGUCCACACAGAGGGGAUUCAUUAUUACAUUAUAAUGUCUCUUUUAUUUUUUCAUUUGUAUAGAGGAGAAAAAAGUCCUUAUUUUUCUAUUUUUGAUAAGUUAUAUUUUUAUGUGACUAGUUUUGACCAAUUACUUGACUGUGUGUCUGUGUGCGUGCGGGCGUACAUGAGUGAGUGCGUGUGUGCGUGUGUGAGUGUGUGCAUAUUGGAGGAGUGCAUAUAACAAGUAUGUUGGAACAUUUGGAGGUAAUUUAAUCCUGUCCUGUGGGCAUGCUGGAGCUGCAUAUGGCACUAUAUAUUGCACUUUGUCUUGGUGGGCUUUCCCCCCCUCCAUGUCAGAUAUUGUUGCAUUGUUGUGUGCAGUGACUUUGGUUAAGCAAGAUAUACAUAGUUUGUAAUGUACAGAAAUAAUCCAAACGGGUUUUUUGUGUGGUUGGUUUGUUCAUGCCUUCGGCAUCAGUGAUGUCUAGUUUUGUUAUCUCUUCUAAGGCUUUUUUCGUGUCAAAGCCAUGUUCUGAUUUCUUUUUGGUUCUUUUUCAUAUCUUCUUUGGCAUGUUGGUGGAGCUGCUGCCAGUUAUAUAUGUACUGUAUGUAUUUUUUGUAGAGCUUUUAUAUGACAUAAAAAACAAGAAGGACAUUCUAAGUUACAGUCUUGCUACUGCCAUUCAAUUUCUCUUGUGUUUGCAAAUGUAUUGGGUUUAAUAAAUACCUCCUGCAUUCCA
Molecule: messenger RNA, 2661 nt
Organism: Engraulis encrasicolus (European anchovy)
Lineage: Eukaryota; Metazoa; Chordata; Actinopteri; Clupeiformes; Engraulidae
Gene: mier1a
Product: mesoderm induction early response 1a, transcriptional regulator
Exons: 13
Coding region: 76-1785 (569 amino acids)
Biological process (GO): negative regulation of transcription by RNA polymerase II
Cellular component (GO): nucleoplasm
Molecular function (GO): transcription corepressor activity; histone deacetylase binding
Source: RefSeq, a predicted model, not a curated record